Molecule: messenger RNA, 1501 nt
Organism: Triticum aestivum (bread wheat)
Lineage: Eukaryota; Viridiplantae; Streptophyta; Magnoliopsida; Poales; Poaceae
Product: anthocyanidin 5,3-O-glucosyltransferase
Exons: 1
Coding region: 62-1498 (478 amino acids)
Molecular function (GO): UDP-glucosyltransferase activity
Source: RefSeq, a predicted model, not a curated record
GCGCUCGUAAUAUCAUCUCUUCCAAAUUUCAUUUCCCCCACAGCUCACGAAGGCAAGAGGCAUGUCAGUUAGCAUGACGCAGAAGACGGUGGUGCUCUAUCCCUCGCUCGGCGUGGGCCAUCUCAACCCUAUGGUGGAGCUGGCCAAUGUCUUCCUCCGCCUCGGGCAGGCCGUCGUCAUCGCCGUUGUGAACCCGCCGGACAAGGACGCCGUGUCGGAAGACGCAAUGGCUCGCCUCUCCACCGCCAACCCAGCCAUCACGUUCCGCCGCCUCCCCGUGCCGUCUUGCGGCAAGGACCAUUACUCCCACCCGGUCCUGCGCACCAUCGACGUGCUCCGCGCCGCCAACCCGUCGCUGCGGGAGUUCCUCCGCACCCUCCCUGCCGUGGACGCCCUCGUGGUCGACAUGUUCUGCGUGGACGCGCUCGACGUCGCCGCCGAGCUCGACAUCCCCGCAUACUUCUUCUUCGCCUCCGCGGUCGGAGACCUCGCCAUCAUGCUCCACCUGCCGUACUACUAUCCCGCCGCCCCGUGCUCGUUCAAGGACAUGGGCAAGACGGUGCUCCGCUUCCCCGGCGUGCCGCCGAUCCGCGCGGUGGACAUGUCGACCACGAUGCUGGACCGGGAGAGCGAUAUCGCCAAGGAACGGUUGCGCCACUACACGCGGAUGCCGAGAGCAAGAGGCUUUCUGACGAACAGUUUCGACUGGUUGGAGGCGAGGGCGCUGGAAGCACUCAGGUACGGCCUCUGCACGCCUGGUCGCCCAACGCCGCCAGUCUACUGCAUCGGCCCGCUAGUCCUUCCUGGCCAAACGGGAGGGAGCGCCGGCGGGAGACACGCGUGCCUCGAGUGGCUUGACGCGCAGCCGGAGCGGGGCGUGGUAUUCCUCUGCUUCGGCAGCCUGGGCACCUUCUCGGCGGCGCAGCUAGCAGAGGUGGCACGCGGGUUGCAGGACUCCGGGCACAGGUUCUUGUGGGUGGUGCGCAGCCCUCCCGAGCAGAAGGACGAGUCGGUCGAGCCGGACUUGCAGGCGUCGCUCCCGGAGGGUUUCUUGGAGAAGACCGCUGGCAGGGGCUUCGUGGUGAAGAACUGGGCGCCGCAGGCGGAGGUGCUGCGUCACGGAGCCGUCGGCGCGUUCGUGACGCACUGUGGGUGGAACUCGGUGCUCGAGGGGAUCGUGUCCGGCGUGCCGAUGAUCUGCUGGCCGCUGUACGCGGAACAGAGGAUGAACAAGGUGCACGUGGUGGAGGAGAUGAAGGUCGGGGUGGCGGUGGAGGGCUACGAGGAGGGACUGGUGAAGGCAGAGGAGGUGGCGGCGAAGGUGAGGCUGGUGAUGGCGUCGGAGGAAGGGAGCAAACUGAGGGAGAAGCUCGUGGCAGCCAAGGAGAUGGCGGCGGCCGCUGUGGAAGACGGCGGGUCGUCUGACGUGGCGUUUCACGAGUUCUUGAUGGACUUGGAGAAGUGCCGUUCAGAGAAGUCUGGAGAAAAGUCGAUGUAGACU